Sphaeroforma arctica JP610 is the source of this 996-nucleotide messenger RNA. RefSeq lists its product as hypothetical. Bases 1 to 996 code for a protein of 331 amino acids. Lineage: Eukaryota; Ichthyosporea; Ichthyophonida. The transcript has a single exon. The record is from RefSeq and is a predicted model, not a curated record.
AUGAGAGUAUGCGUUCAUGACCAACAACCAGAACUACGCAUGCCACUGGUUGACAAAGAACUCAGACGACGAUAUGACUUAGCUAUCAAUGAGUGUGGAGACUAUAAUGAGGAUGAACUCAUUCAAUUAAGUGAGUUAGAGCUCAUGCGUUCAAGCUUAGGCGACCAGAUAAAUGAACCACCUCUCGCAGAACUACUAAAGACUUCAGAACCUCCUAAGCUCCCUAAAGAUAGUUACUUUAGAAUUGAAAAUUGCGAAGACAUCAUAGAGUUCACUACGCGAUGUAGUGACCUAUUCCUAGCAAAGCCCAUGACACUGUGUCAGUACCCAGCACUAGUGAGAACCCUAUUAGAUUCCACUGAUGCAACGGAAAAGACCAAGUCAGAACUCAAUAUCUUGAGAGAUUCUGAGACGUAUACAACUAAGCACUUCAAUGAACCUGAGCAAUUCAAUACAAUCAUUCUUGACAGACUCAGGCCUCACCCAGUAGACUAUCUGUUAGAGAAGUUUCUCAAUGACAUGCAGAACAAGAAGAUGAACGUCGAAGUGCGCACAGAGCGUGUGCAUAAGGCAAUGGCAAUAUUAGAGGAGCGGUACCGCAACUCAGACACGAAUACCAUACACUUACAACUCCUCAAAGUACAAAGAUACCACGCACUUAUGUACUACAGGCAACAAGCACGGGUGAAUGCUCUCAUCAAGGCAAACAAACAACCUGAUGGGGGUGAGGGGCGCUUAUCAGAUAUAGAACAAACUAAGUUUCAUACUAUGGCUGAGGCAAGCAUAAGAGCGGCAUCCAAUGUGCAAGGAGACCGAAUGCUAAGGAAACGGAUGAGAGUGCAGAACAAGCGUCAAAACACGCAGACAACCAACCAAGCCGAGAGUAGCACUACCGCUACUAACAAACGGCAUAAACCGGACAGCGGUGCACUCAAUCAAACCAACCGAACAGGACAAGCCCAAGAAAAGAAAGGGGCGUCCAUGUCCCUAUUGUAA